AGGAAACAGAACCAGCAAACUCGGAAGAAACCUGAACUACACAUCCCAGCAUUCAUCAUUAAGCCCUGACUUGUCUGCACGAAGGUCUUCGUUGCCGCUCGCGCAGUGACCUGGAGGACGCCAUCCACCUGCUGCUACUCUAAAAUUAAACCGCAGGUUCCGUUAUGGGUCGACUUGAUGGGAAGGUCAUCGUCCUGACAGCUGCUGCUCAGGGGAUCGGCCGGGCCACUGCCAUAGCUUUUGCAAGAGAAGGUGCCAAAGUCAUAGCCACAGAUAUCAAUGAGUCCAAACUUCAAGAACUGGAAAAGUACCCGGGUAUUCAGACUCGAGUCCUGGAUGUCACAAAAAAAAAACAAAUUGAUGAGUUUGCCAAUGAAAUUGAGAGAGUUGACAUUCUCUUUAAUGUUGCUGGUUUUGUUCAUCAUGGAACCAUCCUGGACUGUGAGGAGAAAGACUGGGACUUCUCAAUGAAUCUUAACGUCCGCAGCAUGUACCUGAUGAUCAAGGCCUUUCUUCCUAAAAUGCUUGCUCACAAAUCUGGCAAUAUUAUCAACAUGUCCUCUGUGGCUUCCAGCAUCAAAGGAGUUGUGAACAGAUGUGUCUACAGCACAACCAAGGCGGCCGUGAUUGGCCUCACAAAGUCCGUGGCAGCAGACUUCAUCCAGCAGGGGAUCAGGUGCAACUGUGUGUGUCCAGGAACCGUUGAUACCCCAUCUCUGCAAGAAAGAAUACAAGCCAGACCAAACCCUGAAGAGGCACGGAGCGACUUCCUGAAGAGACAGAGGACGGGAAGAUUUGCAACCGCAGAAGAAAUAGCCCUGCUCUGCGUGUACCUGGCUUCUGAUGAAUCUGCCUACGUCACAGGUAAUCCUGUCAUCAUUGAUGGAGGCUGGAGCUUGUGAUUCAGGAUCUCCUUGCUGGGAAGGCAGGCCCUUCCUGUACACUGUAAACCCGGCUAUGAAGAAAACUCACUCAUCAUCUCUUUCCUAUUAAUGGAAUAUUAAUGAAAACAAGCCCUUUUUAAGGAUGUCAUUGUUCACAAGAAUUUGAUUCUUUAAAUAUAUUAAUUUCUUUUGAAAUCAUUGUAGCUUAAUAACAUCACUGCAAAAGAAUAGUUUUUAAAAUAAGCCUCAAUUUGUAAGCAUUUAAAAUUAAAAUAUGAAGGAAAAAAGUAAGUUUUUUAAAAGAAAAGUGUAUUCAUUUCUAUUUCCCAAUAUUCAGAUGUUUUUGUUCAGGUCUGCAUUGGUCUGUAUGUGGAUACUAAUUUAAAAUUUUUACACCGUUAUAAAUGAACAGCAAAGGUAGGAAGGAGUUUGGCUUCACUAACUUAUGUUAAAAGAACUAUAGACUAUUCAGAACUAUAUGUUGGUCUGUUAUAUAAAAUAAAAAUAAUCAUCAGGUGUUUAUACUUAAUGGAUGUUAUCACUUGUGAUUAAGUACUAUUUUCUUAGUCUAACUAAAAGAUCUUUGUUAAAAUAAACAAUGACAUUUGA
Molecule: messenger RNA, 1493 nt
Organism: Equus caballus (horse)
Lineage: Eukaryota; Metazoa; Chordata; Mammalia; Perissodactyla; Equidae
Source: RefSeq, a predicted model, not a curated record